This is a messenger RNA of Penicillium olsonii, 2706 nucleotides long. The record is from the annotation of a GenBank genome assembly. Lineage: Eukaryota; Fungi; Ascomycota; Eurotiomycetes; Eurotiales; Aspergillaceae.
AUGUCCGAGCUACGAUUUGAUAACCAGACGGUCGUCGUGACCGGUGCCGGUGGAGGUUUGGGAAAGGCAUAUGCUCUCUUCUUCGCCUCAAGGGGUGCCAACGUCGUCGUCAACGACCUCGGUGGUUCUCACAAGGGUGAGGGAAAGUCAGGAAAGGCCGCAGAUGAUGUCGUCGAGGAAAUCCGUGCCGCCGGCGGCAAGGCUGUUGCCAACUACGACAGCGUCGAGAACGGUGAAGCGAUUAUUGAGACCGCCAUCAAGGCUUUCGGCCGCAUCGAUAUCCUCCUGAAUAACGCCGGUAUCCUCCGCGAUAUCAGCUUUAAGAACAUGAAGGAUGCCGACUGGGAUCUGAUCAACAGAGUUCACACCUACGGUGCAUACAAGUGUGCUAGAGCCGCUUGGCCUCAUUUCCGCAAGCAAAAAUUCGGCCGCGUGAUCAACACGGCCUCAGCUGCGGGUCUCUUCGGUAGCUUCGGUCAAGCGAACUACUCCGCCGCUAAGCUUGGUCAGGUCGGCUUCACCGAAACCCUGGCCAAGGAAGGCGCCAAAUACAACAUUAUCGCCAACGUGAUUGCCCCUAUUGCCGCCAGCCGCAUGACCGCGACGGUGAUGCCCCCUGAUGUUCUGGAGAACCUGAAGCCCGACUGGGUUGUUCCCCUCGUGGCCGCCCUGGUGCACUCUUCCAACACCACCGAGACCGGUGGUAUCUACGAGGUCGGUGGUGGCCACGUUGCCAAGCUCCGUUGGGAGCGGGCCAAGGGUGGUCUUCUCAAGACUGAUGACUCCCUGACCCCUGGUGCCAUUGCCCGCAAGUGGAACGAUGUCAACGACUUCUCUAAGCCCGAGUACCCCACCGGGCCCGCAGACUUCAUGGCCUACUUGGAAGACGGCCUGAAGAUGCCCAGCGCCCCUGCCGGCGAGGAGCCUAACUUCAAGGGCCGUGUGGCUCUGGUCACUGGUGGUGGUGCCGGUCUGGGCCGUGCCUACUGUCUGCAGUUCGCCAAGCUUGGCGCUAAGGUCGUGGUCAACGAUCUCGUUGACCCCGAGCCUGUGGUGAACGAGAUUAAGAAGCUCGGCGGUGAGGCCGUCGGCAACAAGGCCAACUGCGAGGACGGCGAUGCCGUCGUUAAGAGUGCCAUCGAUGCCUUCGGACGUAUUGAUAUCCUUGUUAACAACGCCGGUAUUCUCCGUGAUAAGGCUUUCACCAACAUGGAUGACAACCUCUGGAACUCCGUGAUCAAUGUCCACCUGCGUGGUACCUACAAGGUCACCAAGGCCGCCUGGCCCUACUUCCUCAAGCAGAAGUACGGCCGUGUGGUCAACACUGCCUCCACCAGUGGUAUCUACGGUAACUUCGGCCAGGCCAACUACGCCGCCGCCAAGCUUGGUAUCUUGGGUCUCUCCCGCACUCUCGCCAUGGAGGGCGCCAAGUACAACAUCAAGGUCAACACCAUCGCCCCCAACGCUGGUACCAACAUGACCCGUACCAUCAUGCCCGAGGAGAUGGUCCAGGCAUUCAAGCCUGACUACGUUGCUCCUCUGGUUGUCCUGCUGUGCUCUGACAUGGCUCCUGAGCCCUCCACCAAGGGCCUGUUCGAGUGUGGUAGCGGCUGGUUCGGCCGCACUCGCUGGCAGCGCACUGGCGGCCACGGCUUCCCCGUGGACGUCAAGCUGACUCCGGAGGAAGUUGUCCGCAACUGGAAGAAGAUCGUCAACUUCGACGACGGCCGUGCCGACCACCCCGAGGAUGGCCAGGCCGGUGCCGAGAAGAUCAUGGCCAACAUGUCCAAUCGUGUGCACGGCGAGCCCGCUGGCGAGAACGACAUCCUGAAGAACAUCGAGAACGCUAAGACCCUGACCACCGAGGGCACUGCCUUCAACUACGAGGACCGCGAUGUCAUUCUCUACAACCUCAGCUUGGGCGCCAAGCGCACCGACCUGCCCCUGGUUUACGAGAACAACGACCACUUCCAGGCCCUCCCCUCGUACGGUGUUGUUCCUUGGUUCAACACCGCUACUCCCUACAACUUGGACGAUAUCGUGAAGAACUUCUCCCCCAUGAUGCUGCUCCACGGCGAGCAAUACAUGGAGGUCCGCAAGUUCCCCAUCCCCACCACCGCCAACACCCUGACCUACCCCAAGCUCAUUGAUGUGGUGGACAAGGGUAACGCGGCCAUCGUCGUUGCCGGUUUCACCACCAAGGACGCCAAGACCGGUGAGGAUCUGUUCUACAACGAGUCCUCCGUCUUCAUCCGCGGCAGCGGUGGCUUCGGCGGCUCUCCCAAGCCCACUGCUCCCCGCGCCCCGGCCGCCACCGCCGCCAACAAGGCUCCCCAGCGUGCCCCCGACGCCGUGACCGAGGAGAAGACCUCCGAGGACCAAGCCGCCCUCUACCGUCUUAACGGCGACCGCAACCCUCUCCACAUCGACCCCGAUUUCAGCAAGGUCGGUGGCUUCAAGACCCCCAUUCUGCACGGCCUGUGCUCCCUCGGCGUUGCCGCCAAGCACGUCUUCGCCAAGUACGGCGCCUACAAGAACCUCAAGGUCCGCUUCUCGGGUGUCGUGCUCCCCGGCCAGACUCUCAAGACUGAGAUGUGGAAGGAGGGCAACAAGGUCCUGUUCCAGGCUACUGUUGUUGAGACUGGCAAGCCGGCCAUCACUGGCGCUGGUGCUGAGCUCCUGGAGGGCGCUAAGGCUAAGCUGUAA